Messenger RNA from Solea solea (common sole), 2584 nucleotides. RefSeq lists its product as uncharacterized. The transcript has 2 exons. Lineage: Eukaryota; Metazoa; Chordata; Actinopteri; Pleuronectiformes; Soleidae. The record is from RefSeq and is a predicted model, not a curated record. The coding region runs from base 296 to 2089 and encodes 597 amino acids. Gene Ontology annotation, molecular function: DNA binding.
AGGAAGCCUUCCCUCAUAACAACAGCGGCAAAAGGCUGAGUUCUUUUUUCUUAACUAUGACAAUAUUUCACGUAUUUGGUGCGUAAAUAUAACGGCACCAUGGUAUGAUAUCACAUGAUAUCAAUGAACACUUAGUCCGCUCUGUGCUAGAGUGUACUCCGUGGACUUUUUCGCUUCGUUUGAGCCACUUUGCUAACGCCUGUAGCUUGAUGUGAAGUUAGCCUGAACGGCUAACGUCAGAGUAACUUAUUCAAAUGGAUGAAAAAUAACAACAAGCGUUCAAUCAAAGAGGACAAUGCCACGCUUGCAGUCUGGUGUGUGGAAACAUUUUACCCCAGCCAUCAAAGAUGGGAGGGAAAGCGUCAUGUGCAACUACUGUGCAAAGACGUACACAAAGAAUGCCACCAAGAUGCAGAUGCAUUUGGACAAAUGCAAGGAGUACUCUGUGGUGUCACAGCAGUCGCCGGGUCCAGACGGGAGCUCCGCUGCCUCCAUCCCUGUUCCCUCUUUCUCCUACUUACCAUCUGCCAAUCCUGGGGGACAGUUCCUCAUUGAUUCAGUGGAUCAGCGCAGCCAGGCAUACGCUGAUGAGUGCCUGGCGAGGGCUGUGUACGCCACCUCCUCACCCCUCACUCUCACAGACAAUAUUUAUUGGAAACGAUUUUUCAGCGUGCUCCGGCCCGCUUACUGUCCGCCCACCACGGAGGCUUUGUCCUCUAAUCUGCUGGACUGCGAGUAUGACAGAGUGCAAAACCAGGUUCACGAGGCAAUAGGGAAAUCAGACAGUGUCACCAUCGUUUGUAGCGGCUUUUCAAACAUGAAAGAAACUGGAACUAUUGUUUAUGUUGUGGCAACUCCUGCGCCGCUGUUCUACAAAUGCACAAAGACAAAGGAGCAGACACACUCUAGCACGUUUAUCAUCGAGGAACUGAAAGAGAUUAUAAAUGAAGUGGGACCUCAGAAGGUCUUUGCUGUCAUAACUGAUGACGCCCCUGAGAUGAUGACAGUUUGGACUCAGGUAGAAGAAGCUUUCCCGCACAUUUUAGCUAUUGGCUGCACAGCGUGUGGCAUCCAGCAGCUCUUUGAUGACAUAGUGGCACAGCCAUCUGUGAAGGCAUUGUGCAGGAGAGCUGAGCAGGUGGUGAGGCAUGUUAAAGAAAAGAAAUUAUUAGCAGAGACCUUCAGGUGCUGGCAGACUACCAAGAGAAGAAGCAAUACUCCCAAUGGGACGACGCUGGCACUGCCCACCAGCUCUGGCUGGUCUGGUGUGCUUAACAUGUUCAACAGCCUCCUGGAGGGUCAGAGCUCCUUACAAGAAAUGGCUGUCUCACCCACGCUCAAUGUUGAUGCAUCCAUCAGGGCCACUUUGCAGGAUUCUACAUUUUGGAAAGGGUUGAUGAGCAGUCAUAACCUGCUCUACUUGAUUGGGAAUUCUAUUGAUUACAUGAAAAGAGAAGACGCUGUGCUCAGUGGCGUUGUUGACAUGUUCAGUCAGCUGAGAUACCACAUUGGAGCCUCACUGUCUGGGUCUGUGCUGCACAGCGCGGAGCAGAAAGCCGUGUUGACUUCAUUAGACCGGUGUCAGGAGUUCUGCGUGAAGCCCAUCCACGCAGCGGCGUACAUGCUUGAUCCAAAGUAUGUUGGGCAGCAGACGCUCUCCGGGGAGCAGAUCAACAGCGCUUACUAUGUGAUAACCAACCUGUCACACCAUCUAAACCUUGAUGAGGGAAAAGUGCUCGGCAGCUUUGCGAGGUUCUCAGCCAAGCAGGGCCUGUGGAAAGGGGCUGGGAUCUGGAGCUCAUGCCAGCACGUGUCCGCGUCCACUUGGUGGAAAGGGCUGUGUUCCUCCGAGCCGCUGUCGGCCAUUGCCUCCGCCAUCCUCCAGAUCCCUCCAACAGCGGGUGCGUGUGAGAGGCUGUGGUCACGUUUCUGUAGCACAAAGAUCGAAGGUUCUUUCACAGCUGACAGGGCCCAGAAACUGGUAGCAGUGCAGGCCAAUCUUAAUCUUUUAGAGCCAAGUGAUUGUGACUUUGCUCCGCUGGAGAGUGAGGAGGAGAGGAAAGUUUCGUUCCAGUCUGAGACUCAGUAGAACAACAAAUACAGUAUAUAGAGCAGAGCACAUGGGCUGUUUAGAAGGACAUUUAAAGAAUAGUCACAGAAAAUCAGAGACAGCGUAUUAAUCAGGAUGUAAAUGAAUGAAUUAAGAACUUUCCUAGCUCUUAAUGCACUGUGCUCACAUUCCAUAUGGACUCACUGAUUAAAUGUGUUUUGAUCCUAUAUAAUACAUAUUAAUGUAGUGUUUUGUUUCCAUUUGAACAAAUAUGUAUCAUUUUACAUUCACAACAUUUGCAGAUGAAGUGUGAUGCAGGGUGAGGGACAAAAUACAGACCACUGAGAAGCUGUUAUCGAAGCCAACAAUAAGCCAGCACUGCUAACGGAGAGGUACCCGGAUGUGGAACCGUGACUUAGCUGGUAAUUAAUCAACAUUCAUUUUGUCCUUAACACUGCACUGUACAUUUACCUGUGUUUCAAAGUUUUUUGUCACAUUGAUAAAAGGGUGUUAUUAAAGGCACAGUAUUUAUAG